Messenger RNA from Cyprinodon tularosa, 6760 nucleotides. It is a transcript of the gene chl1b, whose product is annotated as cell adhesion molecule L1-like b. Gene Ontology annotation, molecular function: protein binding. NCBI's taxonomy places the organism in Eukaryota, Metazoa, Chordata, Actinopteri, Cyprinodontiformes, Cyprinodontidae. The record is from RefSeq and is a predicted model, not a curated record. The transcript has 31 exons. Gene Ontology annotation, biological process: cell-cell adhesion. The coding region runs from base 447 to 4310 and encodes 1287 amino acids.
CCAUGGGGAUUUGUCAAACCUAUUGACUGCAAUAGGGUCCUUGCUUUUCUUCUGAGUCUGUCUUUGUUAAAGGGGGAGGAGGAAGGACCCCCUACUACUUUUUUCCCCUUAAGUCUCGCAAAGGCGCGUGAGGAGGCAAGAGGAAAAGUAGGAGGAGGAGGGGAGCCGAAAGGAGCAACAGCAUCCAGGGAAGGUUGAAAAGGGAGGAGGAGGAGGAGACGCUGAGGUGUUCUGCUUUGGACCAACAGAUAAGGGAAGCGGCUCUACGUUUAACAGUCACACCUCCACCUCUUUCUGCCGCCGGUGGACGCAAAUCAACUUUGGGAAGGGCUGCGGCAUGAGACGCACCUGACGGUAGAGCAUCUUCGGCCGUACCCAGAAAUGAACUGAGGACACAAGGGACAGAACGCUUUGGUUGAUAAAGUCCUAAAUCUUGCAGUGAAACCAUGAGGUCACAAAGCCCAGGAUUGGCUACCACGCUGAUGCUGUCGGUGAUCACCUGUAUUUGUGCCUUUCAUACAGCUACAGCCAUUGACAUUCCUCUUGAGGUUUUAGGUCAUGUAAACAUUGAGCAGCUGCCCACCAUCACAGAUCAGGCUCCCAGCACUCUCAUCGCCUUACCCUUUGAUGAGAGCUUCCCUAUGACGUGUGAGGCCAAAGGGAAUCCUGAGCCAGAAUUCCAAUGGAAAAAGAAUGGGGAAGAUUUUGACCCUUAUCUUGACCCCCGUCUGAUCAAAGAAGAGAAUUCUGGGACCUUUGUGAUACCUAAUAAUGGGAACCUCACAGAGUACCAGGGAAUCUAUCGAUGUUAUGCAUCAAACAAACUGGGGACAGCCAUAUCGAAGGAUAUAGAGUUCAUUGUGCCAAAUGUUCCAAAAUUCCCUAAAGAAAAUCUUGAACCUCUUGAAGUGGAAGAAGGCCAACCAUUUGUUCUUAAAUGUGACCCUCCCAGCGGCAUACCUCCUCUUCAGAUUUACUGGAUGACCAUCAAUCUUCAGCACAUUGAACAAGAUGAAAGGGUUUCCACCGGCCUGAAUGGAGACCUUUACUUCUCCCAUGCUGUGGAAAAGGAUAGCAGAAGGGACUACUGCUGCUUUGCUGCCUUCUCGAAGAUACGAACCAUCGUUCAGAAGAACGCCAUGUCUGUUAAAGUCAAGACAAGAAAAGGUGACAGUGCCAAUGCUAUUCUAGAGAGAAAACCCUCUCUUCUGACGCCCCCUGGUGACAGGUCGGAGAAACAGCUGGUCAAAGGAGAUAACUUAGAAUUGGAGUGUAUUCCAGAAGGAAUUCCAACUCCGCAAGUGGAAUGGAUGAAGGUAGGAGGUCAGCUUCCUGUUAAAGCAAAACUGGAGAACCACAAGAAACUGCUGAUUGUUCCGAGAGCAGAACAGGAGGACAGUGGGAAGUACAUGUGCAGAGCAAAAAACCUACUGGGAGAAGCUAUCCAUUACUUCACUGUGACAGUUGAAGGGCCUCCAGAGUGGGUGUCAGAGCCAGAGAGCCAGCUCAGUAUGAUUGGCUCAGAUGUGCAUAUAAAGUGCUCCGCUAGUGGGGUCCCAGAGCCAACCAUCACAUGGAGGGUGAACGGUGAACUUCUUCUUGAAUCCCCAGCACCCAAUAGGAAGUUACUUGGUGAUACCAUCAUUUUACACAAUGCUAAAGCUUCUGACAGUGCAGUCUAUCAGUGUGAGGCCUCCAACAGACACGGGACCCUUCUAUCCAAUGCCAACAUCAUGAUCAUGAAUCUACAGCCUAUGAUUCUGACCAAUAAUGGGGAAGAUUAUUCUACAGUGGAAGGGAAGGGUGUGAUAAUGCACUGUAAGGUCUUCAGUUCUCCUCCUUCAACAAUCACUUGGAGCAAAGAUGACCUAUCUGAAUCUGUUGACGGUCCCAGGUUCACAGUUCAUAACAAUGGUUCUCUGGAGAUCAACAGCGUGGAGGAAAGUGAUGCGGGACAGUACACAUGUCUGGCCAAAAAUACAGAGGGAUCAUCUGCCAUUGAUGCUAUGCUUUACAUAAAAGAUCCCACUAGAAUAGUGUUGGCCCCAGAGGACCUACAGAUCUUAAAAGGUACCACAGCUCGACUCUCCUGCCUGGCAGAGUACGACAAGUCCUUCAGCAAUGACUUUGAGCUCCUAUGGGAGAAAGAUAACACAGAAAUAGCACUCAACUACACUGAGGAUUCAAGUAGAUACAUUUUGGAGGAUAGUAAUCUUCACAUCGUCAAUGUUAGCCACAGCGAUCAGGGUGUGUAUAGGUGUGUGGCCAAGACUCCAUUGGACAGAGACACUGCCUCAGCCUCCCUCAUGGUGUUAGAUGUCCCUGAUGCUCCUGAGAACUUGGCACUGUCUGAGCACAAGAGUAACAGUGUGAAGCUAAAAUGGAUACCCGGGGAUGACCACAAUAGCCCACCCACAGAGUUCAUCGUUGAAUACGAGGAAAACAAGUGGGAGCCGGGAAACUGGAAGGAGCUGCUCCGAGUCCCUGGAAAUCACAAUUCUGCUGUCCUCAAACUCCACGGUCACAUCGAAUAUCGCUUCCGGGUGUACGCCGUCAGCGAUGUUGGGGCAGGGCCACCUAGUGCGCCCACAGAAAGAUACAAAACUCCCCCGUCAGCCCCUGACAAGAACCCAGAAAAUAUCAAAAUCGAAGGUCGUUUGCCACAUGAAAUGGAUAUCAACUGGGAGCCUCUGAUGCCUAUAGAGCACAAUGGCCCUGGUCUAGAGUAUAAGGUGAGCUACAGGCGACAGGAUGUGGAGGAAGACUGGAAGGAGCACACUGUGAAGAGGCACUCAUUUGUUGUUUGGAACACUCCCACAUUCGUUCCAUACGAAGUCAAGAUCCAAGCCAAGAACAAUCAAGGCUGGGGCCCAGAGCCCAGGAUUGUGAGUGGCUAUUCAGGAGAAGACUUUCCCUCUGCUGCCCCUGAUGAUGUUGCUGUGGAGGUGAUGAACAGCUCAGCAGUCAAGGUUACCUGGACACGCGUACACAAGGACAAGCUGCAUGGACAUCUGGGAGGCUACAGGAUAAACUGGUGGCGUUUGCGCAGUCUGGUGGACUCGAAGAAAAGCCACGGAGACAAGCACUCCUUGACGUUCCCUGGGGACCGAACCCAUGCCACAGUGCCGGGCCUGACGCCCUUUUCUGAGUACAGCCUCAUCGUCAUGACCUUCAACGGGCGGGGUAACGGUCCAGGCAGCCAUCCAGUCAACUUCAAAACCCCAGAGGGAGUCCCAGAGAAAAAUUCAGAUUUCAGAGUCACUGAUGUAAAGCGGGAAUCUGUCUCUCUGGCCUGGGGCCCUCCUAUAGAGCCUAAUGGGAUUCUAACAGGGUACCUUCUGGAGUACCAACUGAUUAAUGACACGGAGGAAGUUGGGGCCCUACAGGCUGUUGACAUAAACAACCCUGACACCACUAAAUGGAUCUUGCGUGAGUUAGAGCCUCUGAGCAAAUACAAGUUCUAUCUCCGCUCCUGCACCGCAGUUGGCUGUGGGCCUGUCGUCAGUGAGGAGAGCAUCACCAAGCUGCAAUCAACAUCUUUUUCGGCCCCUACUGUUGGCAUCAGAAAGUCCCUUUCAACCACGAGCACUCCAAGGUCACAUGUAACCAAACCCACUCGUUCGAGCAUAGUCCAAGCCCUGUUGAAUGUCACCUCAGUUGUUAACAGCAGCUUUGUAAAUAUCAGCUGGAUACCUGGAGGACAGCACAAAGAAUUUUAUGUUGCAUAUAUGAACAACCGUGAGGGUCACUGGAAGAUAUCAGAGACCUUAAACACCUCUAUGAUUUUUCACAUCAUUGACGGGCUUGAACCUGAGACUGAUUACACUGUGCGCCUGAUUCCUAACAGAUGGCUUGAUAAUUCUAGUAUAUUUGAAGAUGUUAUCACGACCGGGUCUACAGGUCUGGCUAGCAUCCACGGAGGAAUAUCCACCCAGGGCUGGUUUAUUGGUCUGAUGUGUGCCAUCGCUCUUCUCACACUCAUUGUGCUGAUCGCCUGCUUUGUCAAUAGAAAUAAAGGAGGAAAGUACUCUGUGAAAGAAAAAGAAGACCUUCAUCCAGACGUGGAAUCCCAGGGCAUGAAUGAUGACACAUUCUGUGAAUAUAGCGACAACGACGAGAAGCCACUGAAGGGCAGCCAACGCUCCCUUAGCAGGGAGAUCAAAGCAGCAGACAGCGGCGACAGCCUGGUGGACUACGGUGAUGAGGACGUUCAGUUCAACGAAGACGGCUCAUUUAUCGGCGAGUAUGGAAGCCGGAAGGAGAAGAGGGCAUCCACUGAGAUCAAAGCCCCGACUCAGACCACGGCGUGAGGAGCAGAUGAGCAUAUCAUCACAUUGACUCCAUUCCACCUUCUGGAGAAGCCACAUAUGGAGGAGCACAACGACUUUAUCAAAUAAGAAACCACUUGUGUCAUAAACAGUCAUUGCCAACAGCACACUGCCACUCUCAUUCUUUAAAGCUCUGUUCUUUCAUGUUGCAACACGAGCAUUACUAAAUAUCAUGUAUAUAUAGUGUAUAUUGUAUGUGCUAAGUGUUCCUUUUUUUUAUAAUUAUCACAAAAACUUUAGAGGUCGUGAUUUGUUUUGUAUUAUUUCACCUCCAUAUUGGUGUUUUGAGCUGCACCCUGAUUUGUACAAAUGGUAAACUCUCCAUUGCUUUCCUCAUCAUGAAAUGAAUUUCUGCCACUGAUGUCACUGUGUAGCAGGCCACAGAUGAGUUGGUAUUUUUCAAGUGGAGAACUUAUUACUGACCUUUUAUAUUUGAAACUAUUCAUUAAAUAUAAUGUAAGCUGUGUAAAAAGUUUCCUAUUAACUUAUUUUUCUCAGUGGUUUUAUACCUUAUGAAAUAAUGUGAAAAUAUUUGUACCGCCGCAAGUAUCCUGAGUCAUGAGUCUAAAUCAGAAGCAUCAAAUAUUUUUUGUAAGAUGAUCACUGAUUUUUAUUUUUUUCAGGUAAGAUUUUAGACAUGUAAGUUUACAAGGGAACUCUUGGCCUGAGCCCAGUUUGCUCAGGAUUUUAAGGCAGCCAGUUCCAACUCAAGCAAACAAUGUUCAAAGCUACAGUGAGUGGUUAUUUAGUUUAACCUCUUGUUAAGACUGAAAUGAUAGUCUGAGGAUAUAGUCAGUCAAAAGAAAAGCCUGUAUGCGUCUGUAAUUAAAUUUUUUUUUAAAUGUAUAAAUCCCUUUACUGUCCCCCAUCCCAUUGGGGUGCAGUGGGCUGCCAUUGUGUGGUGCCUGGGGUUAAGGUUUCUGCUUAGGAACCAGGAGGACAGGCUGUGGGGCUCAAACCAGGUACUGGCAACUUUUUUAGAGCACAAGUGCACUGUUCUAACCACUAGGCCAACUCUCCCACAGAACUGUAUGUCACACCUGAAGUCUGCGUGUGUUUACUACAUGUCUUCUGAUCUGAAAGGUGCACUUACAGACAUUCAACACUGUUAGCAUAACCUAAAAUAUUUCACUUCCAAUGUCAGUGAGUUGAAAAAAUAUUUCUAUCCCUAAAUUCGUUCAUCUUUUAUGCUGUUCAACCACCAACCUUAGUAUGACCAAGUGGUAGUUUAUGUAAUAGAUGUUAACAAAAUGAGAAAAAGGUCUAUAUUUUUCAAAAAUUAUUACAAAUAAAAAUCUAACAUGUAGAAUGCACCUGCAUUCUCGAUGCUAUAGAAUCUUUUUCGGGCCUCAAUCAUUUGUAGAGUCCAACUGGUCUUCUUUCAGGAUUACCAACUAUUAAGACCUAACCAUCUUCCCAUCUUCACCGACAUGGUUUUCAUAUGGAAAAUUAUAUAAAUAGGGCAUAUUGUGCAACUUUUUGUAUCUGGGUCGAAAUAAGCUGAUGGUAGUGUGUUUAAGGUACCACACGGAUGGUAAAAUCCUGGCAGGUUGGCAGCUGCUCCAUAGUCAAAAUAUUUUCCGUAAUUGACCCAACAGAGAACAGUAAGAUUUUCAUAAGUCUCCCCACAGCACUUUCCUGGCCUGUCUGCUGUGUUUAGGUUUCCAUGUCCCUUCAGUAAUGUUCAUUAACAAACCUUUGAGAGCCUCAGAGAAAAGCUGAAUUAAAGGGGUUGAAUACAUAUGCAUGCCUUUUUUUCAAAUUAUGCACAUUAUUUCUAAUGCAUUGAAGUUUUCAGAUGUAACGUGACAAAAAGGCCAACAGUUACGGGGUUGGCCAAUUUUACGGGGAAGUUUAUUUGCCUAUUUGCAAACACACACACAAACACACACACAGUUUGAUGGGAUCAAAUUGCAAAUCUUAAGUGUCAACCUCGUGUCAUCAGUGCGUGCAGAAAACUUGAGACUGCUGACUAAUUUACAAUGUCUGUGGCAACAAAUGGAAAUGGAUCUGAUAAUUUGCAGCUAAUGCAUAAAAGACACGUAUAAGUAUAUCUUUACAAGAUGUGAAACUUUCCUUGUUAAGUGUUCGUUCGUGCUACAUGCUAGGACAUUUUAAACAACACAUGAUAAUUCAGAAUUUUUUUUCUGCAUUUUUUAUUCAUUCUCCAGUUUUAUUUCAACACACACUGGACCAAAAGGUCCUUAUAAUCUGAUAACUUUAUCUGGCAGCGUAUACUUGACAUUCAAAACUUGCAGUAAUUUUCAUUUAAAUGUCCUAACAAGCCUUACACUUCCAUGCAAAGCACUGUUUUUCUCUUUUCAUAUUUCCAUUAACAAACAUGGACAUGGUUUGUAAAGAAUCGCCAUUGCAUGUUACAAAUGUCGAUUGAUAUUCUUUUUUAUGUCAUUAAAUUGCUUUACUUUCCUACA